UGCUGCUGCUGCUGCUGCUUGGCCACAGAUCCAGGGCAGUAGUCAGUGGUGGUGGUGGUGGUGCGGUGUGGACACGCCAGCAGCCACAGAGUGUGUGAGUGUGUGUGACGCCAGCCAGCCGCAAGCCAGCCGCAAGCCAGCCAGCCGUCUCACUGUCGUGUCGUGUGUUCGGCUGGCGCCAUGAGCCGCCAGGUGCUGCUUUCCAGGAUCAAAGAGGGCGCGGACGGGGCCGCCGGGGCCCGCCGGUCCCCGCUGCUGCAGCUGCUGCCCGGCCGCCGCUGCUGACCUGCCUCUCGGCCCCACACGCAGCGAGCAGCCCCCACGCCACCCCCGACUUUUGUGUCCCGACGACGCCAUGGUCGACCUCGGAGGGUACGUCAUCAUCCUCGUCGAGACCAAGGACAAGAAAAUCAAACUCUACGGUUCUCCGGCCGACAAAGCGGACCUGGAGGUUGGAGAUGAGAUACUCGAGGUGAACGGCAGAUCGCUGGAAGACGAGUCGCACACCGAAGUCAUCUCGCACAUCCACCAGUGCAUACGCUCACGCACCAUCUGUUUGCGGGUCAAGCGGAGGAGCGGCAACCGACUGGCACUCGAUCUCGCGCAGAACAGCAACGUGCAGGAUGCGUUCGUCAUCGCCGUGGAGCAGCAGGCGCGCGAGAGGCUCGAGAGGCUCUCGGCCCUCAAGCGCAUCAAGCCGGUGGAUAUGACCAAACUCUCUCAACAGCUGAAUCAAAUUCCGACGACGUCAAGUCAGCAGGAGUUGAACGGGUUCAUCGAGAGCAGUCCGAUCUACGUGACGUCCCUGCCAGCUGCGCAGGGCAGUUCGAUCGUCUCUUCGGACCCUGAGAGCGGCGGCCCUACCAAGGUCAACGGCCACCACCUGGUCAGCGAGGACUCGCGUGGCGAGGAGAUCGAGCUCAAGCAGGAGCUCGGCGGCGGCACCGCGACGCCGCGCUCCGUCUCGCGCAGCCCCUACCACAACGGCCGCACUGAGAAGCUGAUCGGCUCGCAGGAUGUCUCGCCCACGCCGUCCUGUGACCUGAAGAAGGUGCACACCACCGCCAUCGUCGAGAGGACCAGCGUCAACAGGUCGCCCAUCCCUGACGCCGCCAGGCGGAGGAGCGUGAGCGAGCAGCAGCAGCAGGCGGCUCAGCAGCAGCAAGAGGAGUCGUUCGCGGCGCGGCAGGCUCUGCAGGCGCAAAACAUCAUGAUGAACAUGGUGGCCGAGUACGAGCUGGAGAUGCAGCAGCACUCGGGGCCGCACCGCGAGAUGGCCGUCGACGUGCCGGACACGUUCAUCGCGCGCACCAAGACGCCGCCGCGCUACCCGCCGCCCAAGCACCUGCAGGCGCCGAACGGAAAUGCCGCCUCCGCCACCUCCGCGACGAAGCCGGUGCCGCCGCCGCGCGACCACCUGAGCAUCGAGAAGGACGGCCGCCUGGUCAACCGCGCGCCCCCGCCCCAAGUGCCCGCCAGAGCCGUGCCUGUGCCGCCCCCGGUCGCCCCCGAGCCCGCCUCCGCUGCCGCCGCCGCAGACCGCACGCCCACCAGGGAGCAAAUGGAGAGCAUCAGAAAGUAUCAGGAGGACCUUAGGAGAAGAAAGGAGAAUGAGGAGCGGGUUGCACAAGAAAAAGAGUUCCUUCGCUCAUCCCUGCGCGACUCUCGGAAGCUGCAAGCGCUCGAGAGUCGUCCGCCGCCUAAGCUGCCUUCCGGAAUCGUCAACGAUGGCUACUCGUCCACCGAGGACAACGACGCCUUGCUCGCCUCCUCCACGGACUCGGCCGUCGCCGCAGACUCGCUCCAUAAGAUCAUCUCGUUCAGUGAGCUGGCGGCCGCCCUGCAGAGGCUAAGCGCGCUGCUGCGCAAGCACGACCGCGGCAUGGACGCCAAGUUGGCGACCGUGCAGACGCUGCUGCUCAGCCCUGAGUUCGGACGCGCACUCGCCAUGCACAACAAGGUGUGCGCCACGCGCAGGUCGCCGACGCCGCUGGCAACGCCCACCUGCGCCGACUCGCAGACCGUCGUCAGAGACUGUCUGGACGCGUUGCAGCCGUGCACGGCGCCAAAUGCGGCGGAGCUGGCCGAGAUUCUGACCAACUACGAGCUGGACGGGCUGCUGAGCGCGCACGACGUGCUGGCCAAGCGGCUUCCCGGCCCGACGCCGCCGCGCAUGCCUUCGCCGACGGCCGAGGAGCCGGCGCCGACGCUCCCGCUCUACGCCGAUGACAAUAUCAAGAUUGUGAAAAUCGAGAAGACCAAUGAACCCUUAGGUGCUACUGUGAGGAACGAGGGUGACUCGGUGGUGAUCGGCAGGAUAGUGAAGGGAGGCGCCGCCGAGAAGAGCGGGUUGCUGCGCGAGGGCGACGAGGUGCUCGAGGUCAACGGCGUCGAGAUGCGCGGCAAGUCCGUCAACGAGGUGUGCGACCUGCUCGCCGGCAUGAACGGCACGCUCACCUUCCUAGUAGUGCCUAACAGAGAGCCCAGACAGCCGCCGCCACCUGUCAGAGAAACGGUGCUGCAUAUGAAAGCUCACUUCGAUUACGAUCCUGAGGACGAUCCGUACAUUCCGUGUAGAGAGUUAGGCAUCAGCUUCCAAAAGGGCGACAUCCUUCACGUCAUCAGUCAGGAGGACCCCAACUGGUGGCAGGCGUACCGGGAGGGCGAGGAGGAUCAGACCCUGGCAGGUCUGGUGCCCAGCAGAUCCUUCCAGCACCAGAGGGAGGCGAUGAAGCAGAACAUCAUUGAAGACAAGGGUGGCAAGGAUAAGAGCAAAAAGGGCGGGACUCUGUUAUGUGCCAAAAAGAACACUAAGAAAAAGAAGAAGAAAUUGCCAUAUAACGCGAAUUACAAUGAUGGUGGGUACCUGUUAUGCAGUACCAAUGUCAACGACGAUUAUGAAGCAGAUGAAAUUCUAACCUACGAGGAUGUAGCGCUCUAUUAUCCUAAAGCGAAUCACAAACGGCCUAUUGUCUUAAUCGGUCCGCCCAACAUCGGGCGGCACGAGUUGAGGCAGAGAUUGAUGGAGGACUCUGAGAGAUUUGCUGCAGCCAUUCCUCACACGAGUCGGCCGAAGAAGGACGGCGAGGCGGACGGGCAGGACUACCACUUCAUCAGCAGGGCGCAGUUCGAGGCGGACAUCGUGUCGAGAAAGUUCGUGGAGCACGGCGAGUACGAGCGCGCCUACUACGGCACCAGCCUCGAGGCGAUCCGCGGCGUCGUAAACUCGAGCAAGAUCUGCGUCCUCAACCUGCACCCGCAGUCGCUCAAGAUCCUGCGCACCUCUGACCUCAAGCCCUACGUCGUCUUCGUGGCGCCGCCCUCGCUCGAGAAGCUCCGCCAGAAGAAACUCAGGAACGGAGAGACCUUCAGGGAGGAGGAGCUGAAAGAGAUCAUCGAGAAGGCGCGUGAGAUGGAGGACCGGUACGGCCACUUCUUCGACAUGGUCAUCAUCAACAAUGACACGGAGCGCGCGUACGGGCAGCUGCUGAACGAGAUCAACGAGCUGGAGCGCGAGCCCCAGUGGGUACCUGCGACCUGGGACAAGGCUGUGUAAACAAACAAACAAACAAAACCAACCAAGAAACAAAAGACAGUUUAUCACGCAUACACACUUACACGCGGACACUCGAUCGCCACCCCCAGCCCCCCUGAAAAUGAGACUUUUGCGCCACCCGAAAGGGCAACAAAAAAAAAAGAAAUUUGAGAGUGCACAGUGCAGCUGGCGAGCGAAGAGGAAAGAAACACGGUUUUUCACGCAAUUUGAGUAAAAUAACGAGAAAAAAAAUGAAUCAGUUUCACGUGUCGGAAAGAAUGUCGUUACAUGAGAGCAAAAUAUAGCGCAGUGAAUGUUGUGAUAUUUUAAAGAACAUCAAGUACGUAUUCCACGAGUCGCAAAAAGAGUGUAUAUUGGCCAAAUUUUCACCCCCACGCAAAUAAUAAUAUUAAUAUGUAUAUGAAAGAAAAACGGUCCAAAGGUGGCGUUUUUUCCAAGCCCGUUUCCGGACCGCAGGAAAACGGCAGCAGAUUUUUCACUCAGACACACUCGCCCCCCGCCAGCCAAAAGACAUUUCGUUGUGAUGAGAACAUACAAAACCUCUGUGUUCAAAAAGGAGGGACAGAGAACGUGGGACGCAGAUUAAUUACACACACACACACACUCUCUCUACGGUAGGAUUAUUUAUUAUAAUAUGUGUGUCCGACUUCCGCAAAAAUUAACUACGACGAGAGACGCAGGAGAUUUGAGAGGAGUACACACACACACACAGUUGUCUAUUUUUUAUGAGAGGCCAAAUAAUAUCAUGUUUUUGAUAUAGAUGAGAGUGCGAGAGCGAGAGAGCCACGCAGGUCACACACACACUAAAAUAUAUUUCUCAUUUUCCAAGUCGAUCGCGCACCUUUUACAUUAAAAGCAGAGCACCGAGUAUAUUUCCUCCUUUCAUCGAAUAUAGAAUUAUAUAGACAAAAGUCAAGUCGAAAUCGGUCAACCACACACACGUUUUAAAAUUAUAAAUACCGCGAGAGAAAGUGAGGGAGAGAGAGAAAAAGAGCGAGCCAUUCCGUUAUUGAUUUCGGGUAGCGGCGUUUUGUCCACAUUCCAAGUACGAUAUAAUACAUAUUAAACAAAAAAAUAACAAAUAAUAUUUCCGAUCCGGGACAACACACACACACACACGAACUCACACAGAAAUAGUCUUCCUGUCCUUUGCGUUUAUUCCUCACACAAAACUUAGCAGCCAAAAACUUGAUGGUUCUAUAGGAGAAAGAAUGAAAUUUUGCAACCAAGAAGAGUUUUUAAAAAAAGUGUUAUUGAAUUUUACGGAAAUUCCCUAUCAUGUCAAUUUUAAGUAGAUGAAAGAGGUCGAACGAAGGAGCGACGCUGACUCUGAUGACGUCAGUCGGAAAGUGGCAGAGAUCCGAUCGUGUAAAUUACACCACAAACCUCCCGGCGAGAAAAUUCGGAGUCUGAUUUUUUUAUUCAUUUGGAAAAUUUGCAAAAUUAGAUUUCAUUUGUGACAAAUUCGAUAAUAGUGAAUUUUAAUAUAUUUAUUUUAUUUAUUAAAAAAUACCAAAAGUUGAAAACGCAAUCCAAUCGAAAUUCUAUACAGUGUUGCUGUGUAUUUUAGGAGUACAAAUAUUUAAUUUGGUGUGCUGAAAACCAAAAUCGGCUCAUAAACUAAAUAACAGUUUUCUUCAGCGGGGACCAGAUUCGUGCAACGCGCAGAUAUGGCGUCCGGUGGAAUUUGGCGCGAAAAAACGGUCACGUGAAAAUGCGCGAAAAGAACCAAGUUUUGGUCAAUAUUGUGACGUGUAUAAUUUGCAUUACUUUUAACCAAUUGUGUCUUUUGGAUCGUAAAAACUAAUUCUUGACACUCGUCGUCGUUUUUGUUUCCCACAUUCAGACGCCAUCUUGGAUCUGCGCAGUGGGAACCAAUUUCAUCGCACAUCUGGCUCCCGCUGGAUUUCUUCUCUUCUAUCUAUUCUGGUUUUCAGCUCGGCUAAAAACAAAUAUUUUCACGCCAUUAAAUUAAAUUCUUAUUAUUUAACUCUCACAAUGAUUAGAAUUUGAAUUUGAAAGACCAGAAGUGUCGGAUUUCCCUUUCUCGCCGGGCUCGUUAAUUAAUCUAGUUUUCGUUUUUGUGUCUUGUAUGUCUCCGAAGUGUCCCGUUAGUUUAGCAUUGGAAUUAUUUUAUCCUUUUCCGUCUCGCCGACAGCCGCAUUUGAAUCCUGCAAUGCGAAUCAUCCCGCCCGAAAGAGAGCGUUUGGCGUGUUUCGUUGCCAAAAAUACAGUCGAAUUUACACACAAAAUAUAAAAUGAAUUGAAUGUGCGUCUUUAUAUAUCAAAAAUGAAUUCUCCUGACGAAAAUUUGCAAUGUCCGAUGACGACGAUGAUAAUAAUUUAUGUGUGUGUCUCUCAUGUAAUUGACUUAAAUUAUUCGUACAUUUAUCGAUUUAUAUUUGCAUGUUCGACUAGCGAUUUUCUCAUCAUCCGCAGCGGUUAUUUUUUCCAAGCGAUGUCGUCACAUAUACGGUAAUAAUGGUAAUUACUCUACGAAAAGUUGUCAUAUAUUAUGAUUAUAUAUCCGAGAGGCAAAUUUGAAAAUUAUUAUAUUAUGUCCGUGAGUGUCGAGAGGGCGCAAGCGAACUUACUAAACGACAAAAACCGUAAAAAUCAAACUCGUUAAAAGUGUGUGUUUAUAAAACGAUUAUAUAAAACAAAGAGGGAAUGCACUUCUUCAAAAGAGAGCAAUUUUUGACAGGUAUUGUACACGGUGUGACCCUUGACCCUAGCUCAACAACUACGAGAAAAUAUAUAUCACCUUUUCCCAUAUUUAGUUAGCCGCGCGCCGCUUGGACAUUUCCAAGGUGCUGAAUCAUAAAUUCCAAGCGGACAUAUAGGUUUUCCUGCAAAUUCCAUUCCACAAAAUCUUUCUAGACAAUGGUGCUGAGGAUUAUGUAUCAAUUCCGUUCUCAUCCUGCGUUUCCGGCCUCGAUUCUCUACACUAAAAAAAAAAACAAAAAAUAUAUCGCUGGUGCGAAACCCCCCGAAAAUUGUAAAAAAAACACUGUACGCAAAAACUGCCAGUUUAGCCAGCAACAAAAAGGGAAUAAAAAGAAUCGUAUAUAUAUUAUUACUCCGUUUUUCUGUUCAAUUCCGAUUGAUUUUGCCGACGCAAAAUGUCCAUUUAGUUGUUAAGGAGAUUUAUAAUUCGUUAUUUGUGUAUAUUUUAUUGCUCUCCUGUUGCCGUGUGUUAAUUAUCGAAGGUAUUUUUAAAACUAAAAUCGAACCUGCUCAAAAUUUAUUACCGAUGUAAGUUAUUGAACAAGAAGAAUAAAAACACGAGAAGCGAGGUGCGAGAACAAGUGUGCACUAAACAAACAAAACAAACAAAACGCGGAUGCUUGGGACAAAAGAGAAUGAUGUAUUUUGCAUUGACUGUGUAAAUAGUUGCGAUGAGACAUAAACGCUGAUGAUAAUAAACAUUAAUAUGCGAUAAUUGACUGUUUAAAUAAUAAUAAAAUCAACAACGGGAGCGAAUGUAUGUGGCGCGCGCGCGAUCAACGGUGAGUAUAGUGCGAAUGAGAUCCGAGCAGACUAAAAAUAUCCGACUUUUAAAACAAACAAACAAACAAACAAACUCAAGAGGGCAUGACGAUGAUGAUUGACACUAAAAUGAUCAUUUUUUAUCAUAUUGGUUGUAUAAUUCUAAUUAUCGACGCAAAAUACACUGAAAUAUUUCUGUUAUUGUGUAUUAUUAGUAAAUGGAACUGAUGUAUUAAAUCUAACAACAA
Cloeon dipterum is the source of this 7293-nucleotide messenger RNA. RefSeq names its product stardust (gene sdt). The transcript is spliced from 16 exons. Gene Ontology annotation, biological process: establishment or maintenance of polarity of embryonic epithelium; establishment or maintenance of epithelial cell apical/basal polarity; protein localization to plasma membrane. The record is from RefSeq and is a predicted model, not a curated record. Gene Ontology annotation, cellular component: plasma membrane; adherens junction. Lineage: Eukaryota; Metazoa; Arthropoda; Insecta; Ephemeroptera; Baetidae. The coding region runs from base 356 to 3556 and encodes 1066 amino acids. Gene Ontology annotation, molecular function: protein binding.